This is a messenger RNA of Gigantopelta aegis, 1973 nucleotides long. RefSeq names its product platelet-activating factor acetylhydrolase IB subunit alpha1-like. Bases 73 to 738 code for a protein of 221 amino acids. NCBI's taxonomy places the organism in Eukaryota, Metazoa, Mollusca, Gastropoda, Neomphalida, Peltospiridae. The transcript has 5 exons. The record is from RefSeq and is a predicted model, not a curated record.
UGUCACUAGUUGGAUUUCUAUUGCAGUAGAUUUGUGAAUUAUUAAUUGAUAAUUGUGCAGAAACCGAACAACAUGAACCCCGCUGCCGAUCCCAAACCCAUGGAAGAUGUCCAUGGCGACGGACGGUGGAUGAGCCAGCAUGAGCAUUUUCUGAGCGAAGUUCGAGAAAAGGAACCGGAGGUGAUUUUGAUUGGCGACUCUCUUCUUCUUCACCUCAGUCACAGAAUGAUCUGGGGUAAGAUGUUUGAACCUCUCCACUGCUUGAAUCUCAGUAUCGGGGGCGACCAGACUCAACAUGUUCUGUGGCGAGUUCUCAAUGGAGAGCUCGAAAACAUUCAGCCCAAGGUUAUUGUGUUGCAAGUCGGGACCAACAACUAUGAGCAUUCAGCCGAGCAGAUUUCCAUGGCGAUUAAGAAAAUAGCUGAUGUCAUCAUUGAAAAACAACCACAGACACAGCUUAUUGUCAUGGGCAUACCACCAAGAGGCCAGAAUCCCAACAAGCUACGUGAAAAGAUAAAAGAAACCAACAACCGCCUGCGUGAAUUGUUUACCGACCUGCCUAACGUGACGUACGUCCACGUGGACCCAGCGAUAUUCAUUAGUGCUAAAGAUGAGACAAUCUCCGUGCGUGACAUGUACGACUUUCUCCAUUUCACCGACCACGGCUACGAGAAAUUGUGCGAACCUCUACUGGAUGAGAUUCAAAAUCUCUUUCUGUCCUUCGUCAAAGUAGAGUGAUUUUUUUUCACCUUCUGCUUUUUUUCCCUCUUUUAAAAAAAAGAAGAAGCAUUUUGUUGCAAUAAAGUCAGUUUAUAUGUGACUUUACGAGAACUUGUGCAAACCACUACGUGACGAGAUUGAAAAUCUUUCUUUCCUUUGUUAAAGUAGAGUGAUUUUUUUCAAAACCUGUCUUCUUCUUUUUUUUCAAUUUCUGCAGACAGUUGUUUUUAUUCCUGAUGCAUUCUGUUAUUAUAAAGUCAUCUUAUACAUGUCUGUGACUUUACGAGAAAUUGUACUAUCAACUAUUUGAUGAGGUUGAACAUUUCUUUCUUUCCUUUGUUAAAGCACAGUAAUGCCUCCCCCACCAUCUUUUUUACUUAUGCUUUUUUUUUAAUGCAAUCUGUUGUAAUAAAGUCAGUUUAUAUAAAUAAAAUAAAAAGUGUUUUUCACCUACUGUUUUUUUUUCCUGACUCAUUCUCUUAAAUGUCAGCUUAAGCAUGUAUGAGACUUUACGAGAAAUUGUGUAAACAACUAUUUGAUUGAAUUGAAAAUCUCAUGUCAUGUCGUUUAUUAAAUUAGAGAUAUUUUUUUUCUCCUUUAUUUUCCUCGUCUGUUUUUUUUACGCAUUCUGUUGAAAUAAAGUCAGUUUAUACACGUGACUUUAUGAGAAAUUGUGCGAACCGCUAGAUGAAUUUGAAAAUCUGUUUCUGUUUUUCGUUAAAAGUAAAAAAAAAAAAAUUUCCAACUCUUGUUUUUCUUCUGCUUUUUGUUUUGGUGUGUGGGGGUGUGUGUAUUCUAUUGUAGUCAGUAUAAAUUUGACUUUAUGAGAAAUUGCAUGAACCAUUAUAGUGUACUUGAUCAGAUUGAAAAUCUGUUUUUGUUCUUCAAAGUAGAUUUUUUUUACUACAUCUUAUUUUCUACCUUUUUUUUUGAUGCACUCUGUUGUAAUAAAUUAAGUUUUUAUGUGACUUUACGAUAAAUUGUGCGAACCACUAUUUUAUCAGAUUAAAAAUCUGUUUGUUUUCUUCGUCACAGUAAAGUGUUUUUUUUCGUUGUACCUUUUUUUUAAUGAUGCAUUGUUGUAAUAAGGUCUGAUUUUGUGUGACGUUUUCAAUGAAAUUUGGUGUAAUACAUUUAAAAAAGCUGAAUAUUGGAACAAUUGUUAGUAUGGUUAUUUUGUGAAAUGAAUAUUCAUAAGAACAGUGCUUUUUUAUUGGUGGAAUAACAUAGACAUCAGAAGGUGAUAUAUAUAU